Pseudophryne corroboree (corroboree frog) is the source of this 3038-nucleotide messenger RNA. It is a transcript of the gene DENND6B, whose product is annotated as DENN domain containing 6B. Lineage: Eukaryota; Metazoa; Chordata; Amphibia; Anura; Myobatrachidae. The transcript is spliced from 20 exons. The coding region runs from base 68 to 1804 and encodes 578 amino acids. Gene Ontology annotation, molecular function: guanyl-nucleotide exchange factor activity. The record is from RefSeq and is a predicted model, not a curated record. Gene Ontology annotation, cellular component: recycling endosome.
CUGCAGCACACACAGGCCUGACAUCGCUGGUCCAGGGUGGGUCCGGUCUCCAUGGAUACACAGCCGGAUGCUGCUCGGCGCUGAACGCAGCUGGAAAGGGGCGCAGGGAGACAUGAUGGAGGAAGCCGGGAGCCCGAGAGGCAGCCGCCUGCCCUGGGAGUGCUUCUCGGCGUGGCUGGACGGUGUGUGCGUAGUUACCUUCGACCUGGAGCUGGGGCAAGCUAUGGAGCUGGUUUAUCCCUACAGCAGCCAAAUAACAGAAAAAGAGAAAACCAGCAUCUGCUACUUGUCCUUCCCAGACUCAUAUUCAGGAUGCUUGGGUGACACUCAGUUUACCUUUCGUAUGCGCCGCUCAGCAGGACAUCGAAGCUUAUUUCAAGAGGAGGAAAAAUAUAAUCGAGAAGCUCCUGUUACACUGCAGAGGGAUGCUGCCCAUUACUAUGGGUAUGUAUAUUUCCGGCAGGUGAGAGACAGCUCUGUGAAGAGAGGAUACUUCCAGAAGUCUCUGGUUCUUCUCUCCAGCUUACCUUACACCAAUCUGUUUCACACCCUCUUGCAACUCAUAGCACCUGAAUACUUUAACAAACUGGAGCCCUGUCUGGAAGCUGUUUGUAAUCAGAUUGAUCGCUGGCCAUUCCCUGAGCCGGGGCUUUCUCUUUCGCUACCUAUCAUGGGACUUGUCUUGCAGGUCAAAAUUCCAAGCCAAAGUGAUCCGAUGGAAACCAACGCUAUUAAUGAUCCCCAGAAGGAUCGACUGGACCCCCCGUGUCAUAUCUCAAGUAUUCAAGAGUUGGAUCUUUACAGGUCCUUGCAGUCCAUUCUGAUGAACCUUCAGUUGCUGUGGGAGUUGGUAUUGCUGGGAGAGCCACUGGUUGUUAUGGCUCCUUCACCCUCCAUCUCCUCUGAAAUUGUACUGGCAUUGACUGGAUGCAUUUCUCCUUUAAAGUUCUGCUCAGAUUUCCGUCCAUAUUUUACUAUUCAUGAUAGUGAAUUCAAGGAAUAUACAACAAGGACACAAGCUGCUCCCAGCCUACUACUUGGAGUCACCAAUCCUUUCUUUAUCAAGACAUUGCAGCACUGGCCACACAUUCUGCGUGUUGGGGAACCACGAGUGUCUGGCGAUUUACCCAAACAAGUCAAGUUGAAGAAGAUAACAAAGCUGAAGACACUUGACACUAAAACAGGAAUGUACACAUCCUAUAAGCCAUUUCUCCACAAAGACAAGACACUGAUUAAACAGUUGUUAAAGGGUCUUCAGAAGAAACUCCCCUCUUCCACACUUAGUUUAUUGCUUCGGAAACACCUGUUUGAGCUCACACAGAGUUUCGUCCUUCCCCUGGAACGUUACAUGGGCAGCCUGAUGCCACAUCAUAGUUCCAUCACUCCCUGGAAGAAUCCCCCACAGGUUCGGCCAUUCCAGCAAGAUGAGCUGAUGAAGAUGCUGGAACUCACAGGUCCACAGUUCAGCUCUCCAAUAAAGGGGGACUGGAUAGGAUUGUACAGGCGUUUUCUGAAGUCUCCCCAUUUUGAUGGUUGGUAUCGCCAGAAGCAGAGAGAGAUGAGAGAGAGGCUGGAAACAGCACACCUCAAAGUCAUCUGUGAAGCAAAUAUUGCAGCAUGGAUAAAGAACAAAUCAGAGGUGGAGAUUGUGGAUCUGGUACUGAAAUUGCGAGACAAAUUGCUCAGGGCUCACAGACAACACCUUCCUGUCAGCUCUGCUUCCCUGACCAGACUGAAACUUCACAUUGAUGAAGUAAUAUGCUCACUUCCUGAAGACCUGCAGAGCAUAUUGCAUCCACAUUGAAAGGAUUGUAUAGCAUCCCAGUCACGUAUCCUGUAUCAUCAGUGUGACGUAUUUGUGGAGCAUGCUGCAUCAUCACUGUGAUUUAGCUGUACAGCAUCUUCUAUCAUCUCCAAGACCCCGAAAGAUGUCCUGUGCCAUACAGAAAGAAACCAGAAGAUACCUUGUUUUGCCCACCAUUUAUCAUGCGUAACCUGCAGUGCAGAUCUUCAGCCCAGAACAAUGUUGUUAUCAGUUAUUUACUACUAGUUAUUUAUAUAGCGCACACAUAUUCCGCAGCACUUUACAGAGAAUAUUUGGCCAUUCACAUCAGUCCCUGCCACAGAGGAGCUUACAAUCUGUAUUCCCUAUCACAUGUACACGCACACAAAUUCACGCUAGGGUUCAUUUUGUUUAGAGCCAAUUAACCCUACCAGUAUACUUAUGGAUUGUGGGAGGAAACUGGAGGAAACCCAUGUUAAUCAUUACAUCGUCCGUGCUUCCAUGGAACAAAGCUGCUCUGUACAUUGUAUAUUACUAUGAGAGGCGUAGGGACUCUCACGGAACAGACAAGCACAAGGAUGACCCUGUAAAAUACCUCCAAGAUACAGAUCUGUAGAGCAUUCUCUAUUAAACUGCAUCAGCAAAGGAGCUACAUACUCUGUAAAGCACAAAGCAGAAUAACCUGAUCACCAUAAUAGUGAUUUCUGAACUAUCCAACUGCUCACAUCACACAGGUAAUCCGUUUGUGGAGGAGCAGGUGAACCACACAUCAUACUACAGUAGAUUAUACAUAUAACCUUGUCAACUAUCAUACAUUAACACUGUGUUCACAUUUCUUUUUCUUUUUUUACUACCACAAAAUGGUGUGAAGUUGAACCAGAUAAUUGACAGUAUUGUGUUCUAUUCUAUAGAUUGUAAGCUUGCGAGCAGGGCCUUCCUACCUCUAUGACUGUUAUCACCCAGUUUGUUAUUGUUAUUUCAAAUUGUAAAGCGCAACGGAAUUUGCUGCGCUAUAUAAGAAACUGUUAAUAAAUAAAUAAAUAAUAAAUAUUUGUAAUGGCCAGGAAUUUGUAUACAAAUACAAGAUGUUCAACUGUCUGCAAUCAGAAUGAUGGGCUGCUGCUGUUUGUGUUUCAGUGCUGUACAGAUCUGUAUAUUUCUUGCUAUGUAUGCAUGAAAAGUGAGAACUUGUGAAGUUUGUUUAAAAUAAAUCAGACUUAAAUGUUCCAAAUCAUUUAAGGUACUAAUAAGGUUA